This is a messenger RNA of Stegastes partitus (bicolor damselfish), 3902 nucleotides long. RefSeq names its product insulin-like growth factor 1a receptor (gene igf1ra). The annotation marks the transcript as partial. Gene Ontology annotation, biological process: insulin-like growth factor receptor signaling pathway; protein phosphorylation; glucose homeostasis. Gene Ontology annotation, molecular function: insulin receptor substrate binding; insulin receptor activity; ATP binding. Gene Ontology annotation, cellular component: plasma membrane; axon; insulin receptor complex. The transcript has 9 exons. Lineage: Eukaryota; Metazoa; Chordata; Actinopteri; Pomacentridae. The record is from RefSeq and is a predicted model, not a curated record.
UCUGAGAAACACGGGUGUGUGUCGCGACAACAGUACCGCGAGUACAAAGGAGCUCGGCUGACCAACCUGGGCUCGGGGAACUAUUCCGCUCGUGUUCGCGCCACUUCUCUCGCAGGAAACGGCUCCUGGACGGACAGCGUGUUCUUCUAUGUGCCACCACCUAAACGAGAUGAUGGCGUCACGUUCUACCUGGUCAUCAUAAUUCCCAUCAUAGUGACACUUUUCAUCGCCAGCCUCACCACCAUUCUCUUCUUUGUUAACAAGAAAAGGAAUAGCGACAGACUGGGGAAUGGAGUCCUUUAUGCGUCUGUCAAUCCGGAGUACAUCAGUGCUGCUGAGAUGUACGUCCCAGAUGAGUGGGAGGUGGCCAGGGAGAAGAUCACUAUGCACAGGGAACUGGGCCAGGGCUCCUUUGGCAUGGUGUACGAAGGCAUCGCAAAAGGAGUGGUCAAGGACGAACCUGAGACACGGGUGGCCAUCAAGACAGUCAAUGAGUCGGCCAGCAUGAGGGAGCGGAUUGAGUUUUUGAACGAGGCUUCUGUCAUGAAGGAGUUCAACUGUCACCAUGUGGUGCGGCUGCUGGGCGUGGUCUCUCAGGGACAGCCAACCUUGGUGAUUAUGGAGCUGAUGACCCGCGGAGAUCUCAAGAGCCACCUGCGCUCUCUGCGCAAAGAAAACUCCACCAGCCAGGUCCUACCCCCACUCAAAAAGAUGAUCCAGAUGGCAGGGGAGAUCGCCGACGGUAUGGCGUACCUAAAUGCCAACAAAUUUGUCCACAGAGAUCUGGCUGCCAGGAACUGCAUGGUAGCGGAGGACUUCACUGUGAAGAUUGGAGAUUUUGGCAUGACCAGAGAUAUUUAUGAGACGGAUUACUACCGAAAAGGAGGGAAGGGCCUGCUGCCUGUCCGCUGGAUGUCUCCCGAGUCACUGAAAGAUGGCGUGUUCACUACAAUGUCUGAUGUCUGGUCAUUUGGCGUCGUAUUGUGGGAGAUCGCCACUUUAGCGGAACAGCCUUACCAGGGCAUGUCCAAUGAACAAGUGCUGCGCUUUGUCAUGGAGGGAGGACUCUUGGACAAACCUGACAACUGUCCUGACAUGCUGUUCGAGCUGAUGAGGAUGUGCUGGCAGUACAACCCAAAGAUGCGCCCGGCCUUCCUGGAGAUCAUCAGCAGCAUCAAAGACGAACUGGAUCCUCCCUUCAGGGAAAUGAGCUUCUUCUACAGCGAGGAGAACAAGCCGCCGGACACCGAGGAGCUGGACAUGGAGGUAGAAAACAUGGAGAACAUUCCACUGGACCCUGCAUCCACAAGGCAGCCGUCUGCUGCUAUUGUUGUUUCCUCGUCUGGGUGCACAGGAGGAACGCCGCCUCCUUCUGCCCAGCAGUUAUCCCCCAUGCAAGGUCCGAGUACUCCAUUACUGGGGCCCGUGUCUCACUCCCCCCCGGGCCCAGUUGCCUCAGCCUUGUCGUCUCCAGGACAAGCCUUGGACAAGCACUCAGGACAUGUUUCGGCCAACGGGCCUGUGGUGGUGCUGCGGCCCAACUUUGAUGAGAUGCAACCCUAUGCACACAUGAAUGGGGGCAGAAAGAACGAACGGGCGUUACCACUGCCCCAGUCGUCGGCCUGCUGAUAUCAGACCAGCCCCUCCUCUUCCUUUUACACAGGGUAACACAAACCUCUCCUCUAUCUCUUAAGGAGGGAUGGAUGAGGUAAGGAUUUACUUUCUUCUACUGUGUGCCAGUAGAUGGUCUCUCCACUCCUUUAAAGUCAAACACAAACUCUAAAAAAAACUGAGAAACAGCACAGAAACCUGCUAAAGCAUUUGGAGUUUGGUGGCUAAGACUCAACACUGGGGAACUCCUUCCUGCGCAGCCUGUAUUUCAAGUCUUUGUUACAUACACGUCCUUCAAGAAGGAAUACAAUACAGGCAUGUAUCCUGACUUACAGAUUUACACAUGAACUUAAAGAAAAUCCUUUUUUUAGCAUAUCUGCCAGCAAAACCAAUAGAAGAGCACUUUUUUCCUGAUGAUUUCAGAGAGGAUGUGAUGGAUAUUUGAGUGUGUAUUUAUACAAACACAUGAUUCUCUCCAUAAUAUGGUAUAGCUUCAUUUCUAAAAUGACUUUCCAUCAAAAUGACCUUCUUUCCGUGAGCAGACUGGCUCAUGUUGUGUGAGGAUGCCUCAAUUAGAACGUUUGGACUACGAUCAUUACUUCACUACACCGUUGGUAUUUCUGUGGGAUCCCAUCAGGAAUGGGUCAAAGUGGUAGAGGAGGGCCUAUUUUGUAUCUGCCAAAAUUUUGCCAAAUCAAUCUUUUUCUUCAGUUUCAUACAGGUGUCCCUUCUUAAAGGAGGCUGUGAUUCAGAGUUGAGAUCAGUCCGUCUGGGCCAAACUGUUUGGUGGUUUCCAGACUGCAUGCUGAUCUGUAGUACUAACUGCUCUCGGAGCAGCUGUGAGUGUUGGAGGGGUUAUAAACAAGGCAGAACACAGGGACUGCAGAUGUGCUGCCUUCACAUCUGCAGUUUUAUAUGCAGUGUCUGCACUGGAGUUGAAUAAAUCUAGCAAACCUUGAAGAGAAACAACACAAGACUGCUUUUAAGUGGAUUGCGUACAGAGAAGCCAGCAGAAAAGCAGGACUGAGUAAGUUUUAUUCAGGUUUUGAAACGUGAUCAAAGGAGUCUGUGAUCAAAUUUAAAGUCAAUGUUUUUUCAAUUAACCGACACAAUACCAGUUGAAUUCUGAAGAUAUUUAUAAAAACCAACAUUUGGGAAAUAAUAAGCGACCACUGGAUGGAGGAUAUAAUAAAGAAAUGACAACAAGAUUCUAAAAUCCAGAACUUUUUUCACCUGGUGUUGCAUUUAUAGAUAAUUUGCAUUUCAUUGAUUAAUUGGUUCAAUCAUUUAUAAAAGUAGAACAACCCAGAGUUCUUUGGUUUCAGCUCAGAUCUGAGGAUUUGCUGGACAAUGUCACUUUGGGCAUUCUUCACUAUUUUGUGACCCACUUGCAUCCCAAACAACAAAAAAAAAGGCAAGUUAAUUAAAAAUGACAACAAUCAGUCACUGCUUCUCUGGAGUUUCGAAUGAUUACACCUGAAAAGACAGCGUGCCGUUACUGGUGACGGUCCUCUCAAACACACAAGUUUUACCAACAACAGUCAUUCAGAUCCGAGCCUAAAUAACUUCCCCCUUCAUCAUUACCAUCUUUCAAACAUCUGAGGGAAGUGCACAUGUGACCUGAGUCAGCAAACUCUGAAUCACAGCCUCGCUCUGUCUUUGUUUAAAAAAAAAAUUAGAAUAAAAAAUAAACAAAUCAAAGCAUCAGAAGUCUCACACUACAAAUCACUGAACUUUACAAUCUGGGGUUACGACUCUGCCUCCACUUUGAUUUCUUCAAACCUUUUCUCUGACAUUUUUGCAUUUCACGUGGGAGGUGAACGCCGUUCGCCGAUACUGCUGUUCAAACUAAACGGCACCAAAUGCUCCACAACAAAACCUGAGACGUAAAAGCGAGAAGCUGUUGGAUCAGAUUUUCGUAGCCUAGAGACAACUUUGAAGUCACAGGAGGUCUCUUUUAGAAUAGUCAUUAGUUUCUCUACAUUUCAAACACAUAUAAAGGUCUUACAGUUGUAUUUUUGACUGCAGGAUCGUUUUUAUACACAUCAUUGGUUUUGUCACUUUUUUAAAAAAGAAAAAAACCUUUUUACGGUUCAAAAUGUUUGCCUCUAUGUCUGUACAGAACAAAGCUGCUAUUUUAUUCUUUUUCUCUUUUUGGAUGUUAUAUAUAAAGAAAUCCUUCAGGUUUGGUAUUUUACGGUCUCCACUACAGUCCAUUUCUAAUCUCUUCGAACUCUGUUUAAAAAAAUAAAACAACAAAAACUUACCCCAAAAGGUUUUCUGUAACACUA